Lutzomyia longipalpis is the source of this 1782-nucleotide messenger RNA. RefSeq names its product actin, indirect flight muscle. Lineage: Eukaryota; Metazoa; Arthropoda; Insecta; Diptera; Psychodidae. The transcript is spliced from 3 exons. The record is from RefSeq and is a predicted model, not a curated record. The coding region runs from base 308 to 1438 and encodes 376 amino acids. Gene Ontology annotation, biological process: mitotic cytokinesis.
GUGGUGGUGCCUUAAGACGUCGGGCUAGCCCUAUAUGGGUUCACCACAGUAUUGGCGCGCAAUGGGGCACAUUAUAGCACCUAUGGGUGUAUUGGGUAUACAAUAAAACGCCACCAUAGGGGCAUCGAUUCGAUCCUUGUAAGGAUCGUUUCUAUUUCGAGCAUACAAAAGCACUUUGCAAGAGUAUAAAAGUCGAAGUGCAUUCGGCUCAUUGUCCACUCGCCGCAAUAUUCGUGCCAUCGACAGGGCGGAUUUCAUUGUUCCUAAAGUGUCUUGAGAAAGAAAAGACAAAUAAAAACCAUUCAAGAUGUGUGAUGAAGAUGCGGGAGCACUUGUGAUCGACAAUGGAUCUGGAAUGUGCAAGGCAGGAUUCGCCGGUGACGACGCCCCACGUGCCGUAUUCCCAUCCAUUGUGGGCCGACCACGGCAUCAGGGUGUGAUGGUGGGUAUGGGUCAGAAGGACUCGUACGUGGGUGAUGAGGCGCAGAGCAAGCGCGGUAUCCUCACGCUCAAGUACCCCAUUGAGCACGGCAUCAUCACCAACUGGGACGACAUGGAGAAGAUCUGGCAUCACACCUUCUACAAUGAACUCCGUGUGGCGCCCGAGGAGCACCCGGUGUUGCUCACGGAGGCCCCCCUCAACCCAAAGGCCAAUCGCGAGAAGAUGACGCAGAUUAUGUUUGAAACCUUCAACUCCCCGGCCAUGUAUGUGGCCAUCCAGGCCGUGCUCUCCCUCUACGCUUCCGGUCGUACCACCGGUAUUGUCUUGGACUCUGGCGAUGGUGUCAGCCACACUGUACCCAUCUACGAAGGUUACGCCCUUCCCCAUGCCAUCCUCCGUCUCGAUCUGGCCGGUCGCGAUCUCACGGAUUACCUCAUGAAGAUCCUCACGGAGCGCGGCUACUCCUUCACCACCACGGCCGAAAGGGAAAUUGUGCGCGACAUCAAGGAGAAGCUGUGCUACGUUGCUCUGGACUUUGAGCAGGAAAUGGCCACUGCUGCCGCCUCCACCUCCCUCGAGAAGUCCUACGAGUUGCCCGAUGGUCAGGUCAUCACGAUCGGCAAUGAGCGCUUCCGUUGCCCCGAAGCCCUCUUCCAGCCAUCCUUCCUCGGCAUGGAAUCCUGCGGCAUCCACGAGACCGUCUACAACUCCAUCAUGAAGUGCGACGUGGACAUCCGCAAGGAUCUCUACGCCAACACAGUACUCUCCGGAGGCACCACCAUGUACCCAGGUAUCGCUGAUAGGAUGCAAAAGGAAAUCACUUCUCUUGCUCCAUCAACUAUCAAGAUCAAGAUCAUUGCUCCACCAGAGAGGAAGUACUCCGUCUGGAUUGGUGGCUCCAUCCUGGCUUCCUUGUCCACCUUCCAGCAGAUGUGGAUCUCGAAGCAGGAAUACGACGAAUCCGGCCCAGGAAUCGUUCACCGCAAAUGCUUCUAAAUCAUCACAAAUCAAAAAGACAUCUUCAAACACACCCAGAAAGUCCACGGCAGAUCUUCUCAUACCAUCGAAGGACACACAAGUGCAGAUUUUUCUUCAAAAUAAUCUUCACAGUCAUCUUUUAAUUUCUCUAAGUUUCUCUUUUUUUUUUAAACAAACACCAUAUGGCUCUAUCAAUUUUUGCUCCAAGUGCUUUGGACCAAAAUUUGUGCGAUUCAGUGUAAUGGUUGAUGGAAAAAAAAAGAAUCAAAUCCGCAGUUGAUUUGGUAUUUUUGUUAAUAAACUGACUUUUUUUUGUAAAAACAUGUGAUUUCAGAAUAAAGGGAAAUUUCUUAUCAUUAAAA